UCUCAGCUCUGUUGCUGCUGCUUAAUGCUAAGGAUGCUUUGACAAGAAGACAAAAGGAAAGCAAGCAAAAGAUAGAAAAGAAACAAACUUAUAACAGAAAACACAACCCAGAAAAAAGAAAAAAAAAAAAAAACCAAAUGGAAGGUGAUCUUUGUGAUUUUGUUUUCCAUGAUAGUAGCCAUAUUUUCGACAAUGUUAAUUUGGGUUCAGGAGGUUCAUCUUUAGUCUGUAAUAGCCAGGCUCAAGAUGAUUUCUCUAUGUUUCUUCAUCAGAUUAUGUACCGUUCACCAUCCACAAACACUUCUUCUUGUGUUAUGGCUGACGCUGGCGUGUACACACUGGAGAAUAUUUCUCAGCCUUUGAUCACUUCUUCACAAGGGUUUUUUACCGGUGAUCCGGUGAAUAUGUUUACCGAUGCUGAUUUUUUAUCGGGGAAUGUGAAAAAAGUCAGUGGAGUUACCGUGCCGUCUUCAAGCGCUGGAGUUGCCGAGAGCGAAAUGGUUAAUGAGCCCGACGGUGAAAGUGAGGGUAUUGAAGCUUUGGCUCAUCAUGCUCCACCAAAGCCACUUACUUCUCGUUGUUCAAAGAGAACAAGAGCUGCAGAGGUGCACAAUUUAUCGGAAAAGAGAAGGAGGAGCAGGAUUAAUGAGAAAAUGAAAGCUUUGCAGAACUUAAUUCCAAACUCUAACAAGACAGACAAGGCAUCAAUGCUUGAUGAAGCAAUUGAAUACCUCAAGCAGCUUCAGGUCCAGGUGCAGGUAUUAACACUGAAAAAUGGAUUUACCUUAAAUCCCAUGGCCUUCCCUGCAUUGGUGCAGCAUUUCGAACUCUCUGAAGUGAGAAUGGAUUUUAGCCAGGAAAAUGGAUCUCAAAUGAACUCAACAGGCACGCUUACUCUGAACCAACAAACUCCAUCAGAGAACAUCUUCAGUCUACCGAAGCAUUUCAGUGCCUUGAAUCAGCUACAUCUUCCCAAUAUAUCAACUAUGAUCAAUUCAGAAACCACAUUUGGUUUGGAUUCAUCAAUCAUUCAUACUCACUUCGAACCCUUCCAUCGCAGCACCUCAUGUGCGGUGAAGGUAACAGGCAGGCAAGACACGUUGCACCAUCAACAGCUAAAUGUGAACCAUUCUGAGACAAAUACAUCAGAAUUUGGAAUUGGAAGCACAUCUAUAGCUUUGCUUCCAUUUAAUACACAAGCUUCUGCUGCAAAGAACAGCGGCUCUUUAGAAGCAUGCAUGAUGGGUAGAGACCAGGCUGAAGGUGUGCACUCGAAAAAUAAUGAGUGCAAUCUGAUACUUUCCCCCCAACUGAAUGGCAUGCAAACUGGAAGGAACGUCCAGGGUGAUGAUAUCAAGCUUGACGGGAAGGAUUUCUGAAGUUUACUUGACCACUUACUUAACCUAUUGGACUUAAUGCAGCACUGCUGCUGUAGUUAACUGCCAGUUUUAGUGUUUCUUUAAAUCACUCUCGAAGCCUUGAGUGUGAAGGUGGUAUUUUGGACUUGCUUCUAACUAGCUCUAGUGAGCAAAAUUUGUCACAAUCAAGUCUGUAUUUGCUCAUUUUGUUAUUCUCUUUCGAAGGCUUGAACUUAUCUAAUGGUUUUUAUCGUGUAAUAUUACUACUAGUGCUAAUAUUAUUUAAUAUGUGUCGGGGACGC
This is a messenger RNA of Mangifera indica (mango), 1660 nucleotides long. Its product is annotated as transcription factor PIF1-like. Gene Ontology annotation, cellular component: nucleus. The record is from RefSeq and is a predicted model, not a curated record. The transcript is spliced from 8 exons. Bases 138 to 1379 code for a protein of 413 amino acids. NCBI's taxonomy places the organism in Eukaryota, Viridiplantae, Streptophyta, Magnoliopsida, Sapindales, Anacardiaceae. Gene Ontology annotation, molecular function: protein dimerization activity.